UUCUGUUCGCGAGGUGUUUUUUUUGGAUCUGAGUACUAGGCUUUAAACCUGGCCUAAAAAUGUCGCUCAAACAAACAUCGUCGCUUACCCUGACUGUGGAACAAAAUGCAUGUGGUAUAUCACGCACCAGCAGCCAAACAAUAGUGCAGUUUUUCGGCAGCGAGCAAAUUGCCGGCGGCAGUCAGGACAGCAGUGGCUUUUCAACAAACGGAUCCCAUUUGAUAAGCUCCAGUACCGUUUCUCAAGAGGCUUACACGUGGACUCCUAGUGCUGUCGUAGGACAGCAGUAUCAGGAUACGGCAAACACCUACGGCCGAUAUGUUAACAGUGGCGGACAAAAUAUUAACAAUAAUGUAGUUUAUUAUAACAAUACUGGACAAAUGGCUAACAAUAAUGCAGAUGUUUACGGAUCAAGAAACAUAAACUCCGUCGGCAAGUCGCACGUGCCGCCUCAGAUAAUUCUAGCUCCUAUUGUCGUAGCAGGCAGCGAUUUGCAGGGCGAAUAUUUUAACAAUGGCGGACAAAAUAUGAAUAACGGAGUAUAUUAUAACCAAUGUGGACAAAACGCUACCAAUAAUGGUGAUGUGUACGGAUCGGGAAACAUAAACUCCGGCGGCAUGCCUCACGUGCCCCCGGCCAUCAUUCAGGUCGAAUAUUUCCAAAAUGGCGGCAAUUUAGUCACAAAUGUCAAUAAAAAUAAUAAUGUGAGCGGAUCAGGAGCAACUAACAACAGUGGCAUAUCGGUCAUUGGCAACUCCUUGGAAUACGCCAAAAAGGUUGGAAAAAAUGUAAACAAUUGUGGCCGAAAAGCUGUUUAUAGGCGCGAGGAUGUGAAGAUUGAUUUUAAUGCUGCCACCACCGCUGAGAACUCCGUGGGAUCAGCUGAAUCGACUGUGGAUGAGGCCACCGACUUAACCACCGAACCGAUGGCCUUCCUUCAGGGACUAAACUCGGGAAAUCUGAUGCAGUUUAGCCAGCAAUCGGUGCUGCGCGAGAUGAUGCUGCAGGAUUUCGAGAACCAAAGCAACAGUUUGCCCAAACUGGAAAGCCACAAUAUUGGUGGCUAUAAUUUCAGCAUGGUACUAAAGGAACCGCCCAAGUCGCACUGGGUGUAUUCGCAUGUCACGAACAAGCUCUAUAUACGCAUGGAUAAGACAUUCAAUAUAGAUGUGCAGUUCAAGCCCAUAAUGCCCAUACAGCCGCUCAAUCUGCGAGUCUUUCUGUGCUUUAAUAAAGACGUCAGCGGUGCGGUGCUGCGCUGUCAGAAUCACUUGAGCACAGAGCCAGUUACGAAUCAGAAUUUUAAGAUGCGCGAGAGUUUGGUGCGUUGCGAGAAUCCCAGUACCACGUACUGUGGCUCGGCACAGGGCAAGGGCAUUUCGGAAAGGUAUUCGGUGCUGGUGCCAUUGAAUAUGUCGCGUUCUAGCAGUCGCAACGGCGGCUACGUACGCCAGACGCUCGCCUUUAAGUUUGUCUGCCAGAACUCGUGCCUGGGCCGGAAGGAAACCAGCUUGCUCUUUUGUCUAGAGAACUCGAGUGGUGAUAUUUUGGCACAGCACGUUAUGGCAGUGAAAAUCUGCACGUGUCCGAAAAGGGAUUGCACUCAGGACGAGCGCCAUGUAAAUGGCAGGAAACGCAAAUCAGACCUUGAUGAGGAUGCCGAUGUAAAGCCGCUGAAAGAACGUCGUCGCACCGUGUCGUACAAGCGCGAUGUGAAGGAUGAAACGGAGAGCAAUGACAGCCAUAAUACGGAGCAAGCACUGCCCAUCGACUGGCAGGUGUCGCGCACCCAUGACGGUGAAUACUGCCUAGCCCAUAACGUGCCCCAAAAGGAAUGGCUAUUGCAGAAUAUCGAGGGCAUGUUCAAGGAAUCGGCUGCUGAAGUGCUGCGCAGUCCGACCGAGCCACAGCGGCGUAGCUAUGCCAACAAUUUGUUGAACCUGAAAAAACGUGCCUUUGAUCUGCCAUGACCUGAUGCCUGGCUAUUGAAAGUCUGACAACGUUCCAAAAUGAAUAAGCUAAUAUUUAAUUAUUUUAUUAUUAUUAAGAACGAAGUGCUUAAAUCUGCUUAAAGUUCAAAGGAAACUCUGCCCAACUGCGAAUGCAAGUUGUUGAGGAGUAAAAGUGAUACAGAGGAAAAUACAGUUUCAUUAUUUUUGAUAAGAUAAUAUAGUACAGAUAUGUAUAUAGAUUUAUUUUAACGCGCAGUAUUGAUUUAUACGUAACGUGUACAAACUAAACUGUUGGGCAAGGGCCAAGCCAUGAAGGUGAAUUAAAAAUGUUUUAAGUUUA
Molecule: messenger RNA, 2292 nt
Organism: Drosophila obscura
Lineage: Eukaryota; Metazoa; Arthropoda; Insecta; Diptera; Drosophilidae
Gene: p53
Product: cellular tumor antigen p53
Exons: 9
Coding region: 60-1970 (636 amino acids)
Biological process (GO): regulation of transcription by RNA polymerase II; apoptotic process
Cellular component (GO): nucleus
Molecular function (GO): RNA polymerase II cis-regulatory region sequence-specific DNA binding; DNA-binding transcription factor activity, RNA polymerase II-specific
Source: RefSeq, a predicted model, not a curated record